AUGACAGAAAAUAAAGAAUCGUCAUCGUCAUCAUCUUCAUGGCUUCCAUGGAGAAGAUCAUCAAAUAAUAAUAAUAAAAAUACAGAUAAUAAAAAUAUAGAUGAAAAUAAUAAAAAAACAGAAGCAACAGCAACAGCAACAGCAGCAACAACAGCAACAACAACAACAACAACAACAACAACAACAACAACAACACCAACAAAUAAAAAUAUAGAAAAUGAACAAAUUAAAUCAAAAAAUAAAGAAGAAGGAAAAAAUCAUCAAAAGAAUCAAGAUAAACAGCAACCAAGAACUAAAGAAGAAGAAGAGAGAAAAACUGUAAAGAGAUUAGAGAAAAAGAAUAGAUUUUUAUUACAAGAGGAAAAGAAUAGAAUGAUGGAGGAGAAAAAAGAGAGAAUGGUAGAUUUACUUGAAAAUCCACCAAUUCUUAAAGCAGAUCUUACGACUGAUGAUAAGAUGAAAUGCGUUUAUAAUCGAUAUGGAUAUACAGUCACUCCAAAGCAAUUGAUAUGGAGAGCAGGUUUCACUGGUGGUAUAGCUGGUGCUUUAAUUGGCAACAGUAUUGCGAAAACCAAUCCAAUUAAACCAAUUAAAACAUUUGCAAUUUGUUUAUUCGCUGGUAUUGGUGGUUACAUUGGCUCUUCUUUCGUUUAUAGUUUACCAAAUUUCAAAGAGAAUUACGAUGACUACAUGUAUCGUCAAUAUGAUAUUGAUGCUGAAAAUUACUUUUUUAAUGAAGUUCCAGAUCUCUUAAUUCGUAGAGAAUUAUUAAAAAAGAAUAUUAAAACCGAUAUUCAUGGUAGAAUUAUAAAAGAAUAA
Molecule: messenger RNA, 819 nt
Organism: Dictyostelium discoideum AX4
Lineage: Eukaryota; Evosea; Eumycetozoa; Dictyosteliales; Dictyosteliaceae
Exons: 1
Coding region: 1-819 (272 amino acids)
Source: RefSeq, a predicted model, not a curated record